UUUCAUUUCCGCCAAAUGAAAUAGCAAAGUUAUUCCAGAAUUUCAAAAGCUAUCUUGGUGUUUCGCAAAAAUGCUCGUGGCAUGAAGUGCGAUGUUCUAUGUAGAAUAAAGAACGCAAGAAGACCUUCAAACCCUUAUACGACGUCAUUUGAUUUGGUUUACUGUGAGUGCCCAAGGAUUCGAGAUCAAUAUUUGGUGGUCCACUGACGUAACAGCGUCUGGAUUAUCCGGACGUAGGGCGUCGGCAACGUCAAUUUUAAAAACUGUGCCAAAAUACUUAGAAUUCAAGUAAAUAUUGAAUUGUUAUGACAAUAAGUGAUAAUAUCAAAAUAUAAAGUUUGAGAGUGUGGAAAUCUUCGACCGCAAAAAUGAGUGUUAAGAUGACUAGAUAUACUAAUGCCGACUUUACGGAUGAUGACAGUGUCAAUAGUGUGCAACUGACAGGAAAGUUUGGAAUUAGCACCACUGCUACUCACAUUCGGUACCAUGCUGGAAAAAGCUUGUGGAAACAGAGAUCGAAACUGGAAAAAGCAUUGUUGGCUCUCUCAGCAACCCUCAUCUUUGUGAUAUUCGUUUUAGCCUGUGUGGUUCAUACUUUAGAACAUAGGAUGUUGAGCGCUAAGAAUUUUCAUGUGGAGUUGGCUGAGAAAGCACCUUGCUUAACUAAAGAUUGCAUCAAGAUAUCUAAUGACAUAUUACAAGCUAUGGAUACGUCAGUAGAUCCAUGUGACGACUUCUACUCUUAUUCUUGUAAUGGAUGGAUACAAAAUAAUCCAAUACCAGAUGGCAAACCUCAGUGGGGAACUUUCUCUAAACUAGAUCAACAGAAUCAGGAAAUAAUAAAAAGAAUCUUAGAGAAACCAAUAAGUCAAAUGAAAUCAAAGGCAGAACAAAAAGCCAAGAUGUAUUAUGAAUCUUGUUUGGACGUCAAUGAUACUGUGGAAACACUUGGCCCGAAGCCGAUGAUAGAUUUGUUGAGGAAAUUAGGAGGUUGGAACAUAAGUGACAGCGGUUUUGACCCGAAAAAAUGGUCUUUUCAAAAUACUGUGCAGACAGUCUUGAACAAAUAUAACAUCGGAGCCUUCUUUUCUUACUCUGUUGGUGAAGACGAUAAGAACUCCUCGAGACAUGUGCUUCAGAUUGAUCAGAGUGGCUUGACCUUACCUUCUAGAGAGAAUUAUCUGAACAAAACAGAGCAUGCUAAAGUGCUUGAGGCUUACUUGGAUUACAUGACUAAGGUUGGUAUUCUUUUGGGAGGAGAACCAAAUUCUACGAAACAACAAAUGUCAGAUAUCAUUGAGUUUGAGACUAAACUCGCCAAUAUAACAACACCAGGUGAGCUCAGAAGGGACGAAGAGUCAUUAUAUCAUCAAUUCACCAUAGCAGGUUUACAAGAGAGAGCUGGAUUUAUAGAUUGGAGGAAAUUUUUCGAGCACGCAAUGAAGGUGGUAAAUAAAAAAAUAACUAGCAAACAACAUGUCGUAGUUUAUGCUCCAGAGUAUUUGGGUAAUUUGACCAACCUCAUAAAGGAAUAUAAUAGAACAGCCGAGGGAAAAAUAGUCCUUAACAACUAUCUUAUAUGGCAAACAGUAAAGUCUUUCACUGGAUGUUUGUCAAAGGCUUUCAGGGAUGCUUACAAAGGCCUCAAAAAGGCUUUGAUUGGUACAGAAGGCGGUGAGGAACCUCAAUGGAGGUAUUGCAUACAGGACACUAACAACGUUCUAGGAUUUGCCAUUGGUGCCAUUUUUGUGAGAGAAGUUUUCCACCAAGAAUCUAAAACGCAGGCUCAAGAGAUGAUCAACAAUGUUAGGAAUGCAUUCACUAGAAAUUUCAAGAAUUUGGAUUGGAUGGACGAAGAGACAAGAAAAGCGGCGGAGAGUAAGGCCGAUGAUAUCUCCGACAUGAUUGGAUACCCGGAUUUCAUCAAGGACAUCACACAACUCGAUAAGAAAUAUGAAUACCUAUUAGUCAGAAAAGACGCUUACUUCGACAACACCCUCAGCAUCAACUACUACAACCUGGUGAAGAAUCUGGAGAAGAUCGACGAGCCUGUGAACAAAACUGCUUGGAGCAUGUCACCGUCUACCGUCAACGCCUAUUACACCCCGACUAAGAACCAGAUGGUCCUGCCGGCAGGAAUUCUUCAAAAUCCCUUCUAUAAUCCAAAGCAUCCAGCAUCCCUAAAUUAUGGAGGUAUUGGUGUGGUUAUGGGGCACGAAUUGACACACGGUUUCGAUGAUCAAGGUAGAGAGUUUGACAAAGAGGGCAAUCUGAACCAUUGGUGGAAGAAUGAAACCAUAAAGAAGUUCAAGGACAGGACUAAAUGUUUUGUUGGACAGUAUAACAAAUUCAAAGUCAACGCCAAAUCAGUAAAUGGAAACCGCACCCUUGGCGAAAACAUAGCAGAUAACGGUGGUCUCAAAGCUGCCUACAACGCUUACUUAGAAUAUAUGAAGAACCAGCCAGAGCCUCUCAAUUACCCCGGCCUCAACCUAAACCACAAACAGCUGUUCUUCGUGGCCUUCGCCCAGAUCUGGUGCUCAGCUGUGACCAACGAGACCAGCACUCUCCAGAUAGAGAAAGAUCCCCACAGUCCAGCGAGGUACCGCGUUAUUGGCGCCCUCUCUAACCUCAAGGAGUUCGGGGAAGAGUUCAACUGUAAAGAGGGCACCAGGAUGAACCCCAAAAACAAGUGCGAAAUUUGGUAGACAAGAUCUUUCGGUGUCUCGAAUCUUGUUGGUGUAAAGGAGUAUGUGAUAGGGGUAGAGGGCUUUAUUUUUUGAAGUUCCUCUGUGUUGAUAGUGUAUCUGAGGAGCCAUGGCCUAUUUUAAGUACAACUGAAAUUUUAUUUACUUCCAUUGUUGCUGUUGCGUCUGCGAAGUAUAGAGUAUUCAUGACAUAAUAUUAGUGAAUAUGGAUUAAGUUCAUCUUUAGUUUGAACAAGUCUCUAGCAGAACGAAGCAUCUUUUUCAGUAGAUCUUCUGUCUAUUUUAGUAUCUUCGUCUGUUAAGAGCUUGGCUCUUCACUGGUUUAGACACUUGGAAUUGUAGAGAUAAUUCUUUGAGGUUGAAGGUACUCCUCAUCAUUUCGAUAAUUUUCCUGUCCCCAUAAUCGGUCAAGGAUACCUGUGUUUUCCCUUUAAUGAAUCGAAGGAAUAUGCCUAUGCUAAUUAAUUUAUGGUUUAUGACUCAGUAUGUUUUCCUCUGGUCAGUCUGAUUUGAAUUGUCUAUGCUUCAUCUUUUAAGAUGCUCAACUAUAAGUUCCCGCUGUUUUUUUUAUGGAAUUUCAACUUUUUAUUAAAUGGUUACAAAUGAAUCAAUAGAAGUAUUGCCCAUUGUAAGCUAAAACUUUUUCUCAUCUUUCUGGUACAGCUCGAAUACCGUUAAAUUAAAAGUGUUCAUCUUUUGAGGCUAUCCAGUAAUGAAGCCAUUUUUUGAUGUCUUCAUAAGAGUGUGACUGCUGAUGAGCUACAUCAUUUGCCAUCAACCGGAACAAGUAAUAAUCUGACGGCGCAAUAUCUGGGGAAUAUGGCAGGUGGGGUAGGACAUCCCAUUUGAGAGUUACUAGAUAAGAUUUAAUGGGUUUAGCAACGUGAGUUCAAGCGUUGUCAUGCUGUAGAUAUACUUCAUUGUGCAUUUGCUUCUAUUGUUGUCGUUUUUCGCGCAGUGUUCGGCUUAAUCGCAUCGAUUAAAGUCGAUACCGUUCCUCAGUAAUGGUUUCACUCGAUUCUAACAGCCCAUAACGAAUAACAUCGAGCAGGUCUCACCAAAUACACAGCAUAAUCUUCGUAUCAUAAAUAUUCUGUCGAGGCGACGACGUAUAAGCAUGACCGGGCAGUCCCCAUGACUUUCUCUUCUCUGGUUUGCUGUAAUAGAUCAAUUUUUAUCACCCGUCACAAUGUGAUGAAGAAAACUCUUCCUUUUUUGCCGCUGAAGCAGUUGUUCACAGGCAAAAACAUGACUUCCUACGUCCUUGUCUUCAAUUCAUGAAGAACCCAAGUUUCCUGUUUUUGAAUCAUACCCAACGCAUGGAGUCGCUUGGAAAUGGCUUGACGGGUAACUCCUUUUGUUGCAGAUAGCUCUUUUUGUAUUAGGCACGGAUCCUCUUCGAGCAAUGCCUUCAAUUCAGCGUCUUCGAAGGUUUUUGGCCUUCCUUCACACCGACGGUCGUCAACAUCAAAAUCACCGUCUUUGAAGCGAUGGAACCAAUCAAAGCACAUUGUUUCACUCAGAGCAGCAUCUACGCAAACUUUUUGGAGCUCUCGUGUGCUUCAAUCACUGUUUUCUUCGAAUGAAAGAAGAAAAUUUACACUUCCCGCAAAUAAUGAAUACUUGGCACAAAAUACGACAUAUUCACACAACCAAAAGUAUAUGACGCCAAAACAAAAUCACUAAUGUGCUUACCAUUCGUUUACCAAAUGUUCAAGCUUAGUUCACGAUCAGCAUUUACUGCUGAAACCAUCUAUUGACAAACAGCGGGAACUUAGUUGGUUAGACUAGGUUCCUACAAUAAUGAUCAAAAAUGUUUUCCAUGAGCAAGUUUGUUAAAAAUGCAGUAGACUGCUUAUAGAGGAAAAAAGGAGAAGAGUCUCACUGAAUUAUAUUUUACCCGAAUUUAUUUGAUUCUAGAUUCUGUUUGUACUAGUGUCGAUGUGGUAAAAUCAUCUUAAUUUGAUCUUCUUCAUUACAGAGUUACCUGAAAUCAAUUUUUCGAAAUUUUUUAGCUAGUAAUGAGAAAGAGUUUGAUCGUUACCUUUUCUCUGUGAGAUGGUCGAAAAUUGAUUCUUUGCCAAAUUAAUUCUUUCUAUCUAUAGUGCAUUGACAAAAAUGAAGAAAUAUGUAUUGAAAUUUCAUAUAAUAUCUACAGCGUUCAUUCAGAAUGCCGCAGUGACAAAAAUAAAGAAAUAUGUAUUGAAAACUCAUAUAAUAUCUGCAGCAAUAAUUCAGAAGAAUAUGACCCUGUAUCAUCUCUUAUAUACUUUUUUGAACUUGUAGAUAAUAAAACAUAAUAUCAAUUCAGGCUGCAAAGGGAAUCAUUAAAUUUUAUAGCUUGAAAAGCUUUGUAUGGCCAAUGCUGUAUUAUAUCUAUCAUAUUGAAUAGAGGUAUGUUAAUUAGGUAGAAACUAAAUGUACAGAAAUUAUAAUGGUUACUUUAGUAGGAUGCUAUAUUUGGAUUUUAAUAUAAAGGAUUUUUAAGAGGUGGAUAUAUUUGGAGUGGAUAUAAAUAACAAUUUCAACGUUUUGUCAAUUUGCUCAAUAUGAUCGAAAUGCAGAGAAGAUACAAUUUGAAGAAAAUAGAAUUCGAACUUUAACAAUAUCCAUGUAUUAUAUCAAUUCUAGAUAAGUAUUUAUUCUACCAAAUUUAUUUUCCUACAUCCAUUUAUGAAUUCAUGAUUUGUUCAUGGAAUGAAGUAGAAAAAUUAAUUUGGCAUGAUUGUGGUUGAGAAUCUGAUUUCAAACUACAAUUUAUAAAGUCAAUUAAUCCUAUCCUGCAUUAACACACCAAGCUUAAAAAUAUCAUAAUUUAAAGUAGAUAUUUUUGUUCUUUGAUUUCAGCAUCUUUUGUCUACAUUAUGACAAAUAAGAUGGAUAUGUUUUGUUGGAAACAAACUACAUAUAUAAAUCCAGAAAAAACAAAUCGAACUCUGUCUUAUGUACUUCAUGUUGAUUUAUUCAUUCAAAUUAGUUUUUAUAUUUUAAAAUAAGAGUUCGAAAUGGAAUUCGAAAACAAAAAAUGCCAGAAGUAUUAUUAGAUUAUUAUAAAAAUACUUUCAGACAAUUAAAUUAUAUCAUAGGGAGAUAAAUACACAUGAAGUAUUUCGAAUUGAACAUAAUGAACAAAUGCAAUUCAGACAAAGAUAAUUUAUAGGUACAUAUCUAGUUUUCUUGGAGAUUCAAGGGUUUCUUGAAGUUGUGUCGUUUUUGCAUCAGUGUCAUCUUUUACAGAAGCUGCUAAAAAAAUCAUAUCAGUUGAAGAUCCAGCUAAAGCAGAAUGAACAAACCGAUUUAUGCAUAUUUCCGUAUAUGUAUAUAUAUUUUUACUGUGAUAAAUAGAUAUGUAAAUAAUG
This is a messenger RNA of Harmonia axyridis, 6067 nucleotides long. RefSeq names its product endothelin-converting enzyme homolog. The record is from RefSeq and is a predicted model, not a curated record. Gene Ontology annotation, cellular component: plasma membrane. NCBI's taxonomy places the organism in Eukaryota, Metazoa, Arthropoda, Insecta, Coleoptera, Coccinellidae. Bases 369 to 2708 code for a protein of 779 amino acids. Gene Ontology annotation, molecular function: metalloendopeptidase activity. Gene Ontology annotation, biological process: protein processing. The transcript has 12 exons.